AUGGGUCGAAGUGGAAGAUCAGAUAUGAUGAUGAACGCGUUGAGGUCAGGGGUCGUGGUGCUGGGGGCUUUGGGUUUCGGGUACUUGAGCUUGCAGAUUGGUUUCAAGCCUUAUCUCGAGAAAGCUCAGCUUGAAAAUGCAAUCCAACAAUCUGAAACUGAAUCUUCACCUUCUUCUCAGGAACCUCUCUCUUUCCCAGAACGAGAUUCAUGAAUCCAUUGCUUCACUGUUGACCAUGGUCUGUUUCGAUUUUUCUCUUGCUUUUAUGUGUUUGUAGUUGCAAUUGUAUUUGUGCUCCAACAACAAACUGUGUGCUAAUUAAUUAUCUGAGAUGAAAUUUAGCCUGCUGCGGAUGCUGUUUAAUUGGAACCAUGUGUGUAUUGGCUAACUUUUCUGUGUGCUUUCACUUGUUUGAUAUAAGUCCUGCAUAUGAUGUAAAGGCAUUGGAAAUGUUUGUGUAGGUCAUGGAUAUGAUGAGAUACAUGGUUACAUUGUUAAGUGAUGGUUUUCAAGUAA
Molecule: messenger RNA, 516 nt
Organism: Lotus japonicus
Lineage: Eukaryota; Viridiplantae; Streptophyta; Magnoliopsida; Fabales; Fabaceae
Exons: 1
Coding region: 1-213 (70 amino acids)
Source: RefSeq, a predicted model, not a curated record